Molecule: messenger RNA, 1668 nt
Organism: Lobosporangium transversale
Lineage: Eukaryota; Fungi; Mortierellomycota; Mortierellomycetes; Mortierellales; Mortierellaceae
Product: cytochrome B561, N terminal-domain-containing protein
Exons: 6
Coding region: 54-1586 (510 amino acids)
Cellular component (GO): membrane
Source: RefSeq, a predicted model, not a curated record
GGGGUGUUGCUCUUCUGUUUGUGAUUAAUAUCCUGGAGGUAAUAUAUAGUUACAUGACGAGCUCGAAUAAUUUUGAAUAUGAACCUUUGACUCCAUCUCAACGGGCUCUCCUUGGCCUGGAUCCUGUCAUCAGCAAAGUGCCUGGUGCUGUUCCAAUUUUCAAGAGAUCAGUUAGUACACCUCACAAUUUGACAGAAAAGCCCAUAAUGAGCACAUAUGUCAGCCCCUCUCAAGUCCCAUUCAGUUCAUCUCGUACGCCAUUCCAGAAGCCCAAUGUGGGUACUGUCGCGCCAGAGUACAGGGAUGCAGCUACUAUUCUUAGUAAGUCAAUGGCACGGAGCUUCAACCAAGUAUCGGUUCAGGAUAAGGCUGAUCUGAACCGAUUAAUGAAGAGCCUUGAAGCAAGGGAGGAACUUCAGAACGAGUGGAAAGGGCCCGACGCUGAUUCAUCUAAGAGGUCCUUUGGACUCCAUAGUGGUUUCGGCGCUCCCCAGAACGGCCUUCAGGGUGGCGUGGACAUGGCUGUACCCGAUCUCCGCGCAAGUAUCAAUGCCCGUGGACCUGUUCCGCAAUAUCGGCAUGCAUUGCGUACAACCCUGUCCAAGGAUCAUACGUCCAAAACCGAUCUUCAGAAAGACGGUCUUUAUGUUGUCGGUCAUAGUAAAGUCCUCAAGAACCUCAAAGUUUCUGAACAACAACUCGAUCGCUGGGUUUUCAACCUGCGCAAAUGGUUAUGGAACAAAAUCGUCAUGCAUGUGUGCAAUGAAAUGGAGGCAGUGGACGAAGAAUUGGCUAAACAAGGAUUGUCAUAUCUUGAUUGUAAGAAUGCGACAAUGUUUUAUUGCUCUGUUCCCGUGUCACAAAACGUAAAUGGGACUGCUUCGACUGCUCCUGGUCCCCCAGCAUCCGCCCCGCUCACCAGUUCACUUGCAUGGGGAGCUGCCAGUGUUGCUGCACCUCGGUUACCAAGUGCCUUUGGGCCACCUCAACCGCAGCAGCCACAGCUACCUACAUCACUUCAGGAUCUUGAAGCGCGUUAUGGCUCUUCAAAUAUUGUUAAGCAGAGGCUAUACCUUGAAGCCUACUUGGCAGUCCCGGGCUGUGCCAACAGGAAAUAUGUUGUUGAGCGACUACAAGCGAUGGGCCCGCUCUUGACACAUUUCAUUUGGGAUUCGCAUGGCGUUACGUGGGAUGGUGCCAAGAAGUCCUGGACCCCAGACCUGCCUUCGGAUGCACAGAUCAUCAUGCAUUUGUUCAUGACUUAUAUUGACACCAACAUGCCAUCUCAACCAGCAGAGGUUUACGAUCGCUUCCUGUUUACCUACAAACACUAUGUACCUAUGGAGAAUAAGCCCGAUCCCACGACUGCGCUGCAAAUCAAACAGACAUCCAAAUUCCCACCCAAUUACUCUUUGGUAGUCGGAGGAUCCUUGUGGGAAGUGGUACCUAAACGACUUAAUGUAUGGUACACUAUGGUGUUGUUCAUUUAUAUGGUUAUGAAAGAAAAUGGCGGCUAUCUAGGCCAGAUCAACAUUGGCACACAAUGGAUUGGACUUGGAAAUGUUGUUGAGGGCUAUGACUUGUAGUUGCUUAAUUCAGCAUCAGUGAAGCGAUCAUCAUUCAUUUUAAAGAGAUGUAAUAAUAAAAUUUUUGAUGUUUGAAUGUUGC